Leptopilina heterotoma is the source of this 4270-nucleotide messenger RNA. RefSeq names its product serine/arginine repetitive matrix protein 2-like. The coding region runs from base 365 to 3655 and encodes 1096 amino acids. The transcript is spliced from 7 exons. The record is from RefSeq and is a predicted model, not a curated record. Lineage: Eukaryota; Metazoa; Arthropoda; Insecta; Hymenoptera; Figitidae. Gene Ontology annotation, molecular function: metal ion binding.
AUACCACCACUUGCGUCUGAAACGCUCGCUUCCGUGCAAAAAGCGCAUAUUAAAACGCUGCCAUGUAUGUAUAUAUACACAGCCUAAAAUUGGGGAGAAAAAUAAAUUGUGUUAAAAAAACGUGAUUGACCUUGUGAGCAUCGAGAAUCUUCAUAGAAGAAGGAGAUAAGCAUUGAAUUCAUUGAAUUUUGUCAGUGGAUGACAGUAAAUCAACGAUUGCGGCUGGGUCACCAUUCCCAACGCGAAUUUCGCCAAGUCCGGACUGGCUGAGGUACUCGGGUUUAAUAUCUCCAGGGUGACGCCGGCCGCCCUUAAUUCGGAGCCUUGAACUACAAAAGGCCCAAAGUCCGACGAAGGCUAAACAAUGUCCGACUCGAGUUCUGACAAUUCGUCGUCGGAGGAUUAUGAGGAAAGUCGUCGAAGUGCCUCGCCAGACACAGUCGCGUCCCAAUCUCCACGACGCUCAACGCACUCGGACAGAAAGACGCCUUCGACCGAGGCUCGCUCGUCAGCUUCUCCACUGUCCGGUCGAGGAUCCAAGUCGCCGAGAACUGAGGCGAAAUCACACAAUUACGUUCGCUCUCCAUCAAAAUCUGCCCGCUCUGUGAGCAAAUCGCCAGCGUCGAGCAGGAGCUCGCAGAAAUCACGCUCACCAUCGCCCAAUGAAUUCAGCUACAAAGGCGGCUCCGAGUCGCCGCAAUCAAAUCGCAGUUCUCGCUCAAGAUCCAAUCCCGGCUCGCCCUCAAGAUCAAAUCAAGGCUCCCCCGUGAGGUCGAGUCGAAGAUCGCCGUCAAGAUCAAAUCCAGGCUCCCCCGAGACAAGGUCGAAUCCAAGUUCUCCCCAAAUUCGAUCAAAUCGAAGUUCCUCCCAUCGAUCGAAUCAAAGCUCCAACUCGCGUCCAAAUUCGAAUCGCAGUUCACCGCAACCCGCCUCGCCAGGCUCCCCAAGACCAGACUCCAAUCGCAGUUCCCCCCAGUCGCCGAACUGUCGAUUCCAACGAACGGGACCAAUGUCGCCGAAAUCCCCACGAAUGACCUCGAGUCCAGCUUCGCCUAAUUCCCCCGAUCAUGGGGACUACAAUUCCGGACCGAAUUCCCCAACUCACUACAGGGAUCACUCUCCGAAAUCGCCACUUGACCGCAAUAGUGAAUCGAGACCAAGUUCGCCAAAGUCGCCAAGAUCACCGAGAUCGCCAAGGUCACCAAGAUCUCCAAGAUCGCCAAGAUCUCCACGAUCUCUAUCGCCGAGAUCGAAGCACAGCUCCGUGAAGUCGCCCGACUCUGGACGAAAUACUCCAAAGUCGUUGAAAUCGCCGAGCGUCGAUCGACACUCGCCACCGCGUUCGCCGCCACAUUCGCCGGAGGACAAAAGAAAUUGCUACAACGAGAUUGAUGGUGAACAGAUUUCCGAUGGGGAUAUGGACGAUGUGUCGCAGUCGGCGCUCAAAUCGAAGCCAACGCCGAUUUCCCAUGGGGAAGAUCUGUCGGAUGUUUCGGAUUUGGACAGUAUGGACGACGAGGGUGAGCGCGAACAAAUGCGAAAGAAAACGGAGGAAGUGGUUCAACAAUUGCCAAUUGUCAAUAGUGAGAAAAUUGAGCGCGAGGAGAAAAUCGCACCCGAGAGUUUGGCUGAGGAAAAUGAACAACUUGACUUUGAGGCUGAUGGUCAAUGGAAAGAUGAACGUGAGGAUGGGGAAAUGGAACCAGCGCCAAUUAAAGAAAUAAAGGAAUGCAACGAAAAAGACCCAAAAGAUAAGGACAAAGACAAGGCGAAAGUAAAAGAGGCAGUUGAAGCGAACGAUAAAGAGGAUGGCGAAGAAGAUGACGAAAAAGGUGAUUCAGAGUUGGAAGAAGGUGAGCUGAGCGACGGGGAGGACGCCCGUCCUGAAGAAACGGAACCACGGCCAGUAUGUAGAUUUUAUAAUCGGGGUCAGUGCACUUGGGGAGUCAGCUGUAGAUUUCUGCAUCCGGGCGUCACCGACAAGGGCAAUUACACCAUGUUCGACAUGGUGAGACCCAUGGCCUAUCCUCCGCAUGCAGGUGGUCCACAUGAAUUCCGACCGCACAUUGAGAGGCCAAGUUUGAUGCGUCCACUUCCUGGUUUUUCUGCUGCUCCUCCUCAUGUGCCGAAAAGUGAUGAACUCGUCUCUGAGUCUCCCUGGGAACGCGGCUUACGGCAAGCUAAAGAAAUGAUGAGAAAGGCGAACAAACGUAAAGAAUCUGACAUGGAUUUCGAGGAAAAGAAGAUGAAUUUGAGUUUAGGCCAAGAGGAGCUCGACAGAGAAGCCGGAUAUUACGUAAGACCAGCGAGUCCCGAACCACCAAUAGAACGAUGGCCACCACGAGAACCUCCACAAAGAGUUUCGCGAGCACCUGCUCCGAGAAUAACGCCAGAUCACUAUGUAGACGAACCUGAAGGAUAUUAUCCACCAACGCCCCACGAGUAUUACAGACGAGUUCAGUACAAAUCGGAAGGUAGAGGAGGUGGAGGAGGAGGAGGAGGAACAGGUAUGGAGAAUUAUAGAGAACGUUAUGAUUAUCAUAACGUUCAACCACGUAAUGCUCCACAUUCAAAUUCGCCACCGUCUCAUCCGCGCGAGCGAGAACGGGACAGGGAACGUGAACGCGAAAGAGAACGUGAAUAUUACGAAAAGUAUGAAAAGAAACAUAAACGACCCUCUAGGGAAGUCAUUGUGGAACGGAUCCCGUCAUCUAAAACAUGGAGAGAAGAGGAACCACCACCGACAGAAAGAACUCGUGGAGACGAGUGGGCCGAUCCUUGGAUGCGUCGAAAAUCCCCUGGUUCUGUUCGCAGAAACCGAACCUCCUCGAAGAGAUCUCGACGACAGUCUUAUUCUUCAGGUUCAUCGUACACAUCGAGCAGCUCUAGCCGUAGUUCGAGCCAUUCUAGCUACACUUCUUAUGACUCCCAAUCCAGGUCCAGAUCACCAUCCCCUCCUUCUAGGUCCCGUGUAAGCACAAAAACCAAACCUAUAACCGCUCCUCCUGCCACUGUUGUUGCACCACCAGUGCGUGGUGCAAUGCUGAUGAACCCACCUGCUCCCUCUCCUCGAGGUAGUAAAGGCUCAACUUCACCAACUGGAACUCUACAUCGAAGAGCUGGACUCAAUCCACCGGCGCCGAGUCCAUUGACCACGCAUCCUCGACACAAUGACAAAGCCAGGGACAAGGCAGCUCUUGCCGCUGCUGCUGUUGCUAAAGUUAUUAAGAGCCAUUCGCAAUCCAGAUCAUCUCACAGUAGUUCCGGAUCGGAUAGUAGCGGAAGUAGCAGCGAUUCAAGUGAAUCAAGUUACUCAUCCUCAUCGAGUGAAUCGCGAAGAAAGAAAGGCGCCACUCCGCCUAUUCGCAAAGAUGCGAAGGCUCUCGAUGCGCUCAAGGUGAGCGGCAAUAAACAACAAAUAAAGUUGACAUUGAAACCCUCGCAGAAUGUGCCAGCAGUCAAGAAAGUAGAUCGUAGUGCAACAAUUGCCGGCAAGAAGAGACCUUCAGACACUUCUCCAACGGCCGACAGCAAAGCAAGUGUUGCCGCAGCCGCUGCAAAGGCAGCGAAAAAGGCCAGUUCACGACGCGAGGAACUAUUAAAGCAACUCAAAGCUGUUGAAGACGCUAUCGCGCGCAAAAGAUCAAAAGUUUAAACUCAAAUAAUUUGAUAAAAAAGUUACUUUGCUAUAUAUGUUACUUUACCAUUAAAUUCUUUGAGUAAACACAUAAAUGUGUAGUAAGUUUUUUUAAUUUACAGAAAAUAUGUUAAAAGAUGGUCAUCUUUGUUUUUUAUAAACAAACUUUUAUACGCCUGUGCAUUUUAUGAUUGUGCUCUAGUUUUUUUUUUUUUUAAAGAAAUGCGUAUAAAUAAAGUGUCCGUUACUUUUCUCUUUUUUGUGUUAAAUUUCCACCUAGAAAUUUGCGAAAUAAAGUAAAGUUGGAAAUGAAAAAGAAAAGAAAUUUUUUAUUAUAAUUAUAGAUAAUUCCCGAUUUUAAUUUAACAUUCAUCUCAUGUAUUUGUAAAUACAUAUAUAUUAAAUUUUAAAAUAUGGUAAAAGUAAAUUAUCAACAGUUUAGGUACAUUCUUUUUCCAAUAGUGAGAAAUUCAUUUCACUAAAAUACUGAAUUUUAUUGUGUACCUUCUCAGGUACAUCGCACAACCAAAUCAAAAACAAUAAAUAAAAACUUUUGCAACGGUUAAAAAAUAUUAAUUUGCAUGCUAAUGCUGUCGCUAAAGAGCAAUAAAAUACUUUUUUAGAAAUUAUGAA